Messenger RNA from Exophiala aquamarina CBS 119918, 1650 nucleotides. RefSeq lists its product as uncharacterized. The record is from RefSeq and is a predicted model, not a curated record. The coding region runs from base 1 to 1650 and encodes 549 amino acids. The transcript has a single exon. Gene Ontology annotation, molecular function: metal ion binding. NCBI's taxonomy places the organism in Eukaryota, Fungi, Ascomycota, Eurotiomycetes, Chaetothyriales, Herpotrichiellaceae.
AUGUCGAACCAGCCGUUCGCCUAUCCUCCACCUCCACCUCCACCACCGAGACAAACUACGGAUGUCAGUUCUCAACAGAGCAAUGGAUAUCAUUAUGGACGUGGUGCCUACAGAGGCGGUGGAAAUUCCUAUCGGGCUAAGAGCCGAGGUGGCGUUGGAGGAGGGUUCUCCGAUCGCCCUCAAAACACCCACUGGCAAGGACAGAAUACUUCCACAAGACCUUUCACACAUCAUUCGCCUCGAGGAAACUCCAACCUGAACCCUGCUCAAAAGCGAAACCAUACUGCUGCAUUUACCCAGCCAAAUACCCAUCGCCCCCGGCCUACUGCACCACCUGCUGUCCCAAGCUUCAACGCCUCAAUUGCACAUCUUCUUCCAGUCAAGCCAUCCGCGAAUUCGGCGCCUACCCCAAGUCCAUCCCAGGCAUCAAACCCCCAAAAGCCUCUAGCAAAACCUAAGAAGAACCUUCUAGGCCUCACCCCAUCCCACCCAGAUGACUCCGCGUCAUCCUCCGAGGAUGAAGACGAAGAGGCUCGCUUGUCCAGUAACCUAGACGCAUCCACUGCCAAUGCAGCAGCGCCAGGACUAUCUUUUGCAUAUAAAGGGCAACUCUCAUCUUUACGGACCGCGGCAGAGAUUCAAGCAUGGAUAGCCGAGCGGAAGAAACGAUUUCCAACGGUUGCCAAGGCAGAUGCGGCAAAGAAGGAGAGGGACGAAAAGAAACGGAAGUGGGAGGAGGAAAAGGCUGAGAAGAGGAGGAAGAUGGAAGAAGAGCGAGCCGAGAGGAGGAGGAAGAUGGAAGAGGAGCGAGCCGAGAGGCAGCGGAAAUCGGAAGAAGAUAGAAAAACCAGAGAUCUUGCAAGACAGAUGUCUGCCGUUGAGAAGGAAAUCCAGACGCAGAACCGGAUCAAGGAGAAAGGUGCCAUCGCUAGCCCCGCCAGUAAGGCGGAAGCCUUAGCUGAGAAAUUCCGCAAAAGGGCUCUCAAAGCUGAGAAGGCACUGAAGAAGGCGGAAGAGGCAUUGCGGGUUGCCAAGGAGAAGCAAGCUAAAGCGUUGGAUGGACAGGACCGCAUGGUACAAGAAGCAGAGCCCCAAGUCGAACCUGGCACUGAACCAGCAAGUCACGCCAUGGUGGACCCAGACGCAACCUCCUCUUCAGGAUCCUCUGCCACAAGCAGCGACGACUCCGGGUCUGAUUUAUCAUCGGAGGGGGAGAGCGAUAGUGAUGCAUCCUCUGCCACUCCCGAGACCAUCAGCACCAAGGACUCAAAGCUUCUCAACGUUUCAGCACUACCAUCUGCUCAAACUAUCAAGGCACCCAAAAGGUCCCGCCCCUGCGGCAACUUCAUGAAGUAUAAACGCUGCCGAUACGGCUCGAACUGCCGGUAUUCACACGAUCUGGGCGGCUCUUCAGGACAGGAUCCGGACAGCACUCAAGGGCAAAAGAGGGGUGCUGCUGCUGGAAAGGACCAGAAGGGGAGAAGCUUGGGUGCGAAGGACACCAAACCAGCACGAAGGAAAGGCCUGUAUCAGGUCAUGGUGGAGAAGGAGGAGGAGGAGGCACGCCGGAAAGUGGCAGCGAUGAUUCUCCGGUUGGGCGAGCAGGGGCUUUUCGAAGAGCCCGAGGGGCCAUCGUCCAGUACUAUUUGA